UUACCUUCCUCAUCGCCUAUGAAAAAUGGAGAAUGCAGUGGUGCUGAUGACCUGCCCAAUGUCCGCCUACCUCGAGCAAGAACUCGAGAAACGCUUCACACUGUUCAAACUCUGGGAAUUCCCUUCGAAACCCCAAUUCCUGACUCGGCACGGCGACUCAGUUAAGGCGGUGGUGGGCAACACCAAAAUCGGCGCCGACUCGGAGCUGAUCGACUCGCUCCGCCGCCUCGAAAUCGUGGCCAGUUACAGCGUCGGCCUGGACAAAAUCGACCUGAGUAAGUGCAGAGAGAGAGGAAUUAGGGUUACCAACACCCCCGACGUGCUGACCGCCGACGUCGCCGAUUUGGCUAUUGGGUUGGCCCUCGCGGCGUCGAGGAAGAUUUGCCCCUCCGAUGAAUUCGUGAGAAGCGGGUUAUGGAAGAGUCGGAAUUUCGAAUUGGCGAAUAAGUUCAGUGGUAAAUCAAUCGGCAUAGUCGGAUUGGGCAGGAUCGGCUCAGCAAUAGCCAAGAGAGCCGAGGCAUUUAACUGCACCAUUAGUUACCAUUCAAGAACCAAGAAAGAAAACACAAACUACAAACACUACACGAACGUUGUCGAUUUAGCUGCCAGCUGUCAAAUCCUAGUUGUAUCGUGCUCUUUGACAGAGGAAACGAGGCACAUUGUGAACCGCCAGGUCAUCGACGCAUUGGGCCCUCAUGGGAUUCUCAUCAAUAUCGGGCGGGGCCCACACGUCGACGAACAAGAGCUCGUUUCUGCAUUGCAAGAAGGGCGGUUGGGUGGGGCUGGGCUCGAUGUGUUUGAGAAUGAACCGGAGGUACGCGAGUCGUUUUUUGGACUGGAGAAUGUAGUUCUCUUGCCUCAUGUUGGAAGUGACACUUUUGAGACGAGCAAAGCUAUGGCUGAUCUUGUUGUUGCGAAUUUGGAGUCUCAUUUUCUCAAUAAACCAUUGAUUACUCCGGUUGUUUAAAUUAGAAUUAGUUAUUUUAGGAGGGUGCAUGAAUCUUGUCGCUCUAAAAAAAUUAGUAUUCUAUAGAGAAAUUUGUUGUUCGUUUUUUUCUCCAAAGGAGUAGUGGCUGGCCCGGUUUUGGGGCCUAUACAUUUCGUUUUAGGAAAAGAAAGUGUUACGGGAAUUUCUUCGUUGUACUUGCAUUUUAUAGUGACCAUUUUGUAGAUAUUUUUAC
This is a messenger RNA of Erythranthe guttata (spotted monkey flower), 1181 nucleotides long. RefSeq names its product glyoxylate/hydroxypyruvate/pyruvate reductase 2KGR. Lineage: Eukaryota; Viridiplantae; Streptophyta; Magnoliopsida; Lamiales; Phrymaceae. The record is from RefSeq and is a predicted model, not a curated record. Gene Ontology annotation, cellular component: cytosol. Gene Ontology annotation, molecular function: glyoxylate reductase (NADPH) activity; hydroxypyruvate reductase [NAD(P)H] activity; NAD binding.